AUGGACGGAUCCCACACGGGCCAUGUUGGGAGCCUCUCCCCCUUCCAGGAACAGAAGCUGAAGCAGCUCUGGAAAGUCCUCUUCCACCUCGGUGGUGUUCUCGUUGACGAGAACUGCCCCGAGACCAUGGCCUUUGCCAUGGCGACACCCCCGCCGGCCGAGGAAGCCGCGCCGCCACGACGGACGGGAUUCUUCCGGAGGAGCGCGCCCUCGACGGCGGCCUCGUCCGACCCCUUCGGCGCCAACGGCGGCGACGACAAGUUCGGCCUCGCCAAGAAGUUCCACGAGACGCUCGCCAAGGUCGGCUCCGAGGCCCUCCGGGACUCGAUAUGGGCCAUGGUGAGGUCCGAAAACCCCGACGCCGUGCUCCUCCGCUUCCUCCGCGCCCGCAAGUGGGAUGUGCAAAAGGCGCUCAUCAUGCUCGUCUCGGCCGUCGGCUGGAGGCUGCACGACAUGAACGUCGACGACAUCAUGCGCAACGGCGAGGCUGCCGCCCUCGCCGACGAGAAGGCGGGCCACGGCGACGUCCAGAAGAUGGGCCAUGACUUCAUGGAGCAGCUGCGUAUGGGCAAGAGCCUGCUGCACGGCCGGGACAGGCAGGGCCGUCCCAUCUCCGUCAUCCGCGUCCACCUGCACCAUUGGGGUGGCCAGUCGCCGGAAAGCAUCGAGAGGUACACGGUCCACCUCAUCGAGACGACCCGCCUCGUCCUUGAGUCACCCGUCGAAACCGGCACCAUCGUCUUCGACAUGACCCACUUCGGCCUCGCCAACAUGGACUACGGCCCGGUCAAGUUCAUCAUCCGCUGCUUCGAGGCCAACUACCCCGAGUCUCUCGGGAACAUCCUCAUCCACAACGCACCCUGGAUCUUCAAUCCCAUCUGGAAGGUCAUCCGUGCCUGGCUCGACCCCGUCGUCGCCGCCAAGGUCCACCUCACGCACGGCAGGAAAGGCAUCGAGGAGUUCAUCGCGCCCGAGCAGCUAAUCAAGGAGCUCGGCGGCGACGAGGACUUUGAAUACAAGUACCUCGAGCCGGUCGAGGGCGAGAACGAUCGGAUGAAGGACACCGAGACUCGGGACUGCAUCCUCAAGACGCGCGGGGAGCUGCAGCGUCGGUUCGAGGAGGCCACCAUCCAGUGGAUUCGCGACGACCAGGGCGCCGCCGACACCCGGCUGGCCGUCGCCGCCGAGCUGCGGACCAACUACUGGACCCUGGACCCCUACGUCCGGGCGAGGUCGCACUGGGACCGCGCGGGCAUCAUUGACGGAAAAGGCAACACUCGGUGGUACGCCUCGGAGAGGGAGAAGGCCGACGGCGAAGCCGAUAAGGCCGUUGCCGACAGGCUCGACACGGACAAGGUCGACGACCUCGUCGUCAGCUUUGCCGAGGUCAAUGUCAAGGUGUAA
Drechmeria coniospora is the source of this 1404-nucleotide messenger RNA. RefSeq names its product putative phosphatidylinositol transfer protein csr1 protein. Lineage: Eukaryota; Fungi; Ascomycota; Sordariomycetes; Hypocreales; Ophiocordycipitaceae. Bases 1 to 1404 code for a protein of 467 amino acids. The transcript has 3 exons. The record is from RefSeq and is a predicted model, not a curated record.